Eutrema salsugineum is the source of this 2556-nucleotide messenger RNA. RefSeq names its product meiosis-specific protein ASY2-like. The record is from RefSeq and is a predicted model, not a curated record. The transcript is spliced from 6 exons. The coding region runs from base 1 to 2556 and encodes 851 amino acids. NCBI's taxonomy places the organism in Eukaryota, Viridiplantae, Streptophyta, Magnoliopsida, Brassicales, Brassicaceae.
AUGAUUCGCUCUUCUUCUAUAAAUAGGGCUCAGCUCUCCCCAUUUCUUACUUUCGCUCCUACUGCCAAGGUAUUUGCUCUCCCAGUCAUCGUCCGCCGUGCUCUCUCGUCGACGGUUAUUUUUCGAGCUACUCCGACAAUGUCUUCCGAGUCCUCCUCCAACUCUGAGGCCGCCAUUCUCCCCGAACAUUGUAGGGAAGAAACUUCGACUGAUGUUUCGAGUUCGAGAUCUACCGAAUAUUCUUCGAACGCAUCGCUGGUUCGAAAGAAUUCCCGAGUCGUCGAGGUCGGCUCUAGUAGUCGUAUUCCGAUUCGGGCUCCGGAGCUGAUGGAUCAGAAUCUUCGCGAACCCGAAGGUCAAGUCCCUGCUGACCAGAACCUGGGCCAGGAGCCGGGCGUGAAGACGGAUGAAGACGCUCUUUUGCGGGAGGUCGGCGAGGAAGAGGCGCGAGAUCCAAACGAUGACGACAUGAUGCCAAUCCUGGAGCGGCCAUCUAUGUGCGCCCCCGUGAAGUCUACGCUUUCGUCGCUAGAAACGGUCCCCGAGCCGGAAGAACGUCCUUGGGAUGUUCAUGAGGACUUCAUCUGCGUCUACGAGGCAUACUUCCGCGAGACCGGUCUGACUUUCCCUUUGCCUCGUCUGCUUUUUGCAUACUGCAAUCGUCGCGGUUGCGCGGUAUCCCAGCUGCAACCAGCUUCAAUAGUAAACUUUGUCGGAAUCCUCCAGCUCGGGCGUGAUAUCCGUGCUCGCAUCAACGUCGCCCAGUUCGAGGAACUUUUUAUCAUGAAGGUUUCUCAGGCUAAAAGUUGGUUUCUAUCGGUGAAUUGCAACCCGAAGUUCGACCUGGUCACCGGAAACAAGGCGAGCAAAUUUUCGAACUGGGACAAGAGUUACUUCUUCGUUCGCGUCGACUCGCAGUCUGCUGAGAAUCCGGAGAGCACGUUCCGGACUGGCUGGAGUGUUGAUUUUGAUCGCCACGUUCCAGGAUUCAUUCAGCGCUCCCUUACGACCGACCUAGCGAAGCAGCUGAGCCUUGCCAGACAGCGUCGUUUGCCCCGAGCUUACCAGGAAAAGAUCGAUCGGUGGAUAAAGAGAGCUCAGGACAGAGCUAAAACUAAGGCCGAAGCUAGUUCGUCGAGACCGGAACCAAAGAAGAAGAACCCGAGGAAAAGCAUCAAGAAGAAUCGAAGGAAGAUGGCUUUCGACAAAUCGGACAUUCCGAUGAUGAACUUCGAGGCUGACGAUGAGGAUGAUAAUGCCCUAAUCGACAUCGUCGGCCUCAACGGGAACGAGGUCGGCGAUGGUAAUGAGGUCGGCGAUGGAAAUGAGGUCGACAACGUCCCGGCGGAUCAAGCUGAUCUAGUGAUCCCGGUUGAAGAUUCUGCACCCGGUGAAGCGGGGACUGGCGUUCCCAAGGUGGUUCCUCAGCCGCAAAUGGAGGAAGGCGAGAUCGGUGAGCAGGACGAGGACGAGCUCACCAUUGCCGACCGCGCCCGGAGGAAGAAGGGAAAGUCCUCGAAGAGGUCUUCUCGGAAGAGGGGCGGCGAUCCCGAGACGACCGUAAGCAAGGGGACGGGGAUAUUGGUGGUUCUUUAUGGAGGGGAUAUUGGUGGUUCGCCCGCUGCUUCUCAGGAUCCUCCCGAGUGUCUGGCGGCCGAAACCGGGAACCCGAGGUCAUCGAAGAGGCGUCGAAGCGGUCCUUCUUUGACGAUGCUUCCGCCUGCCGAGCUCUUCAAGCAGAUAGUUCCAGCUUCGUCUCCAAUGCCCGAGACUAAGGAUCUCUUCCGUCCUAAGUCUUAUGCCCGGGUCGCGAGAUCCGCCUCUGCUCUCGUCUGCGACACCAACAAACUCGUCCGGGAGUAUGAUUCUGAAGUCGAGAGGCUGAGGAAGAUCAACGCGGAGAUCGCUGCUGAGAGGGCGUCAUUGGAGGUGUCGUACCGGGAUGAAAAGGAGAGGUACAAAGCUUCCGUGCUGGCCUUCACCGAGAAGGAGAAGGAGAACGUCGCUCUGAAAGAGAAGGUCGGGGCUCUGGAGGCGCGGACUGCCGAGCUGGAGGGUGAUAUGGAUGCUCUGUCCAAAUCAUUCAAAACGAGCGAGCUCGAGAGGCAGAAGUUCCGGGACGCCGAAUCAAAGGGCCGGAAGAUGAUGCAAGCACUGAGGGGCAAGUGCGAGGGGAAGCUGGCCAAGAUGAAGGACUUCAUGGACAAGUCUGAGCUCAGAAAGGCGCCGUUCCUCAAGCUCAAUCAAGCGACUGCUUUGGUCGGCUUCUGCGACUUCCUCAGGCGGGAACACAACAUGAUUGUCCCGUCUCACAUCAUGGAGACGUAUCAGCGCAGGAUCAGGAACUGCACGAAGGAGGUCGAUGACGUCCCUCUCCCGCAGCUCGGGAAUGAAGACUUCAUUCUUCCGAGCGAUGCCGACCUCAUCCCAAGGAUCGUGCUUCCGCCGAGGACACAUGUUCCGGAGGGCUUGGACCAGUUUGGUUCAAACUCCAAAUCCAUCUCGGCAGACCGGGCAGCGAGUUUGAAGAGUCUGGCGUCCGUUGCUCGUCAGUAG